Molecule: messenger RNA, 1788 nt
Organism: Gigantopelta aegis
Lineage: Eukaryota; Metazoa; Mollusca; Gastropoda; Neomphalida; Peltospiridae
Product: collagen alpha-5(VI) chain-like
Exons: 3
Coding region: 115-1704 (529 amino acids)
Source: RefSeq, a predicted model, not a curated record
CAGUCGAGAUAACAACGUGUACAUGUAUAUCCUUCCUCUAUUCGCGAACUAUUGAAGUGCCUUCAAAUAGGCUUGUUGACACGCUAAGUGUUUAAAAUCACGCAACUUCCUAUAAUGCUACUAGUCUCAUGGGAACAACUAUCAGUUGCCAUUAUGCAAGAAAAGGUUACUUUAAAACUACUCGCCCUGUUUAUGUUAUUUCAGAUUUGUCAAAUGAAAGAACACUGUCAGCUGGACGAAGUUAAAAAAGACAUUUUCUUUUUACUGGAUUCUUCGGGCAGCGUUGGCUACAGAAACUUCCAAACGGCCAAAGCGUUCAUUGCUGGAUUCGUCAGCCGCUUACCAAUAGGGGUCAGCAACACACACGUUGCCAUCAUUCGGUUUUCUUCCGCACCCAAGCGGUACGCCAGCCUCAACUCGUAUUACACGAAGCAGAAUCUGAUAUCUGCCGUGGCCAACAUUCGAUACACCGGUGGAAGCACCAACACUGCAGAGGCCCUGGAGUUCCUCAGAACAAAACUGAUGAGAAGUUCUCGCGGUGAUCGAAAAGAUGCUGAAAACAUCAUCAUAAUAAUCACUGAUGGCUCGUCGACCUCGCUGCCCUCGAAGCUGACUCGAGAGGUGUCCACGCUGCACGAGAUGGGAGUUGUUAUUGCUGCUAUCGGAGUGGGCUCGAUGGUGAAGAAGACGGAACUGGAUUUCAUGGCAUCAGAGGACAGGUUGUCCUUUACGGUGGAAAACUACAAAGCUCUGUUUGCUAUACAAUCGUCGCUUUUUGGUGUUACGUGUGAUAAAACAUCAAAUAACGUAUCAGAUCUAGAGGAUGGCCAGUCAACAAAACAGUACACGACUGAUCCGGUUUGGUUGGACACUUCAACUGAGAUCCAGACGGCAUCUACGAGACUGUUAUUACUUAGUAAAACCACACAACAUCUAACAAAUAAACCAGUGUCGUCGCAAACAGAUUCAUCGUCCAAAGUUCGAUUACAGUCUUGGCAGAGUUUUAUUACUGGAGCUAGUUAUGUAACGAAAAAUCAACAAACCUCUGGUUUGACGUCAUCAAAACCAAAUACAGUUGAAACCACUGCUUUGGGCAAGAGAAUGGAGACUAUUUCACGCGUACUUACAACCGUUGAACCCGAAAAGCAUACACUAAAAGAUAAUUCCACGAUACCAUUUUCACCAACUAGCAAUCACAAUAACCAAAGAACACUUGCGGUUGCAAAUACCAAAUCUGCAACUAAACGACCAACCGUGAUGUCAGGGACUUCGACACAUCAGUAUGAACAUGACAGAUUCGUUACAGGAACUGAACAAUCUGAUUUAACUACACUAAACUUCAAGGAGCAAUUCUCGAUAAUAACGACAACAGAAAAUGACCGUUCCGAAUUGUUAACAGAAAUGAGACGCUUGGACUCGACUACAGAAAUCCGUAUACCUACAAGCACGCAAAUCACAACCUUUGCUGAUUCAUCGGGACGGCAUAAGGAUCCAGAUGAUACAUCCUUGCGAAAGGGUGGACAUUAUUUAGACUCUAAAAGCAAACAUGGAUUAUCCACUAAAAUGCAGCGUAGUUUGAAUAUUAUAUUUUACACAACCGCCAUCUUCGUCGGACUUGUUCUUAUUUCCAUUGUGAUUAUUAUUGCAACUCGCAAGCAGAGAUUAAAAUCAAGAAGAAAGAAACCAGGUCUGGAAACUGUAUAGUUACAUGAACAUUUGCAACUCACAUUUAAGCCAGUGUAAAAUAUUUUUAAGUUAAAUUUAAUAAAGAAACAUGAUCACUUUUAA